CUGUAUCUGUAGCGCGUUUUAGUCAAAACAACCCAGUGACACUAAAACAAAAUGUUUCAGCGGUACAUUUAUUUUCUCCUGAAUUCAUACAGCAUGGAGUAACAUUGCGGAUAACUUGCUUUUCAAUAAAGUCUUUCGAAGACACUGCUUUGUAGCCUUUAACUUCUGUGUUUGGUAUAUCAGCAUCUCCUCCGGAGUCAGGAUGAGUGCAAGGCAGUGUAAGAACUGUGGUGGAGCGGAUAUAGAUAUAGACCAGGCGCGUGGGAGUGCUGUGUGUACCGCCUGUGGCUCUGUACUUGAGGACAACAUCAUCGUGUCCGAGGUGCAGUUUGUGGAGAACAGUGGAGGAGGAGCGUCUGCUAUUGGACAGUUUGUCUCGGCUGAUGGUCCAGUGAAGGCCCCAGUGCUUGGAACCGGCUUCCACACAAGUCUUGGGAAGGAGUCACGUGCUCAGACACUUCUGAAUGGGAAACGACAAAUACACAGCCUGGGCAGCCAGCUGCAGCUGAACCAGCACUGCUUAGACACAGCUUUCAACUUCUUCAAGAUGGUGGUGAGCAAACAUCUGACAAGAGGGCGCAAGAUGGCCCACGUCAUAGCUGCCUGCCUCUAUCUGGUGUGCCGGACAGAGGGCACCCCCCACAUGCUCCUGGACCUGAGCGAUCUUUUACAGGUGAAUGUGUAUAUCCUGGGAAAGACUUUCCUGCUUUUGGCCAGAGAACUCUGCAUCAAUGCACCUGCUGUCGAUCCAUGCCUGUAUAUUCCACGCUUUGCACACAUGUUGGAGUUUGGAGAGAAAACUCACGAAGUCUCCAUGACUGCACUGAGGCUGCUGCAGAGGAUGAAGAGGGACUGGAUGCACACAGGACGCAGACCAUCUGGACUCUGUGGCGCAGCUCUGUUGGUGGCAGCCCGCAUGCACGAAUUCCGCCGCACAGUGAAGGAGGUCAUUGGCGUGGUGAAAGUCUGCGAGGCGACUCUCAGAAAGAGGCUGACAGAAUUUGAGGACACACCGACCAGUCACUUGACUAUUGAUGAGUUCAUGCGAGUGGACCUGGAGGAGGAGUGCGAUCCCCCGUCUUUCACUGCUGGCCAGAAGAAGUUAAAGCUCCAAAAGCUGGAACAGGAGCUGUCCAAGAAGCUUGAUGAAUACCAAGGUGAGAUCAGCUCCUAUCGGGAUGAGAUUGAGACGGAACUGGAGAACAGCAGGCCUAAACUGAGAGGAAUUUAUGCCAUGUAUGCUAAAGAAGACACCAAUGGUAGUCUGUCUCUGGUGUCGGACCUCGAGGGAGAUGAAGAGGAAACGCAAGAUGAGGAGAUGGAGGCUGCAGCUCAGCACCUUACUGAGGACUUCAUCAAGCAGGUGUUACCUAAUCUGGAGCAGGGACCUCAGGGGGGCACAGAGGCACAGGAGCAGGGUAAAAUGGCAGCAGAGCUGCCCAGCGGCUCCACCCAUGUGCCACUGACUUCACUGCUUGGCCCGCUUCCCAGCGCUGCCAGCCUUGGCCUCACAGACUCCAUCCGCCAUUGCCUGACUGAAGAAGGGGAAGAUGAGGACAAGUCAGAUAACGGUGAGCUUGAUCUGGAAGGCAUCGACGAGGACGAGAUCGAAAAGUACAUUCUCAGUGAAAAGGAGGUCCAGGCUAAGACAGAGCUGUGGAUGAAGCAAAAUGAGGAGUAUCUAAGGGAGCAGAAAGAAAAAGAAGAGAGGAUAGCUAAGGAGAAAGAACAAGGGAUCUAUAAGGAGAAGCCCAAAAAACCAUCCAAAAGGCGAGAGCCCAUUCGGGCCAGCACUGCAGGAGAGGCAAUCGAGAAGAUGCUGGAACAGAAGAAGAUUUCGAGCAAAAUCAAUUACGAUGUACUACGAGACCUGAACAGCAAAGGCAGCAGCAGCCCAGCAGAUAAGACAGAGGAAGUGUCUGGUGUUGUCCCCGGACGUAAGAAGCUCACCCGCCGCAAGAAACAGCCCAACAAGAGCAAUCUGGGUCUGGCCAAGCCUGCAAGCCUCAUGGGGAAAAGGCUCCGUCCCCUUAUAUCAUCAAAUCACAAGAAGAAAAGACCAGCUAUACAGAUCAUGCCAAAUGUGAUGCUGCCCUCGGUGACCCCUGAGAUUCCCCCUGACCCUACUCCUCCUCCGGUCAUAGAGAGUGGCCCUGUGACGUAUGAGGAGCCCACUGAGGAAGAGGAGGAUGAAGAGGUGGAGGAGCCCUGUGUCAGUGCGCUGAAGCUGAUGGGAGGGAAUGAAUAUGGCUGUGAAGUCGAAGAGGAGGAAGUUUUUUAGUGCACAGUGUUUGUCGUCCCACCAGCAAGGCAGGAUUUCAUCAGCCUCAGAGACAUCUUCUCUCUCCAUAUAUAGACAGGAGAGAGAGAGAAAAACAAGGCCCUGGUCAUGUGUGUCAUGUGCGCUAGUGUCACUACCAUGAAGGAACAGUCAUGCGUCAUUGGACUUGUUUAAACUCCUGCAGCAUCUGAGACAAUAGAGAGACAUCUGAUGUGUGUGUGUGUGUGACAUGUGGAAAACACAUGACUGAAGACCAGAAGUGUAGAUUUUGUGUACUUGUACUAUUAGACACAUGCUAAUCCAGCAGAUGCGCGUUAUUAUAAUUACUCAACUGCUUACCAAACCCUACACAUGCUAAUAGGAAGCAUAAUAAUAAGCUAUUGAGUGUUUGUUAUGUCAGAUUUAUGAUGCAGCUUUAGAAACAGUCGAUGUAGCUUUCGUAUAGAAAUGAAGCCCACUCAGGUGAUGUUUUUACCAUUGAGGAUGGAUUUUAUUGCCAUCCUCAUUUUAUUGGCAAUUCUGAAUAAUUGUUUAUGUUGUUUCUAGUUUGACAGCAAUGUCUGAAGGUGCUCUGUUAAUAGAUGUCAUAUUUUUAAGUAAAAGAAAAUGUUAUUGGAUGUUUUUCUGUGUCGUUUUAGUCUGGUUAGAGUUUUAGCUUUGUUAAACUCUAUAAUACUGUCUCUCGUGUUAGUAUUUGAAUGCAUAAAUGUGUGUAAAUGUGUAUAAAUGUACAUAAUGUUUAUUGAAGUAAUGGCACUUGCUUUUGUUUCCAUGAAAAUGCAAUAUUUUCCAUUUCAAUGUUUAAUUACAUACAUCGCAGCAAUGUAUUAUUCAUCGCUCAGUGUGUUUGUUAUUUUUGAUGUUUUCCCUGUGAGUUAAGGUGAAACCCUUUAUAUCACUUAAAUUUCAGAAGACCAACCUCACGGUGCUCAAUGAUGUACAGGAGGUAGACUGUGAACGUUCCUAGGUGUAAUUAAAUUCACAAUUUCCAAGUCUA
Molecule: messenger RNA, 3278 nt
Organism: Hemibagrus wyckioides
Lineage: Eukaryota; Metazoa; Chordata; Actinopteri; Siluriformes; Bagridae
Gene: brf1b
Product: BRF1 RNA polymerase III transcription initiation factor subunit b
Exons: 19
Coding region: 203-2281 (692 amino acids)
Biological process (GO): DNA-templated transcription initiation; transcription by RNA polymerase III; transcription preinitiation complex assembly
Cellular component (GO): transcription preinitiation complex; transcription factor TFIIIB complex; nucleus
Molecular function (GO): TBP-class protein binding; RNA polymerase III general transcription initiation factor activity; RNA polymerase III type 3 promoter sequence-specific DNA binding
Source: RefSeq, a predicted model, not a curated record